Phytophthora infestans T30-4 is the source of this 1218-nucleotide messenger RNA. RefSeq names its product Glycoside-Pentoside-Hexuronide (GPH):Cation Symporter Family. NCBI's taxonomy places the organism in Eukaryota, Oomycota, Peronosporomycetes, Peronosporales, Peronosporaceae. The coding region runs from base 1 to 1218 and encodes 405 amino acids. Gene Ontology annotation, molecular function: sucrose:proton symporter activity. The record is from RefSeq and is a predicted model, not a curated record. The transcript is spliced from 2 exons. Gene Ontology annotation, cellular component: membrane.
AUGCCGCGAAUGGCUGUUCAGAUGGCUUGGGCGGCGCAGUGGGCUGCGCUGGGCCCAUACUUGUCGACGAUGCUGCCAAACACUGCGGUCCAGCUCACCCAAUUCAUUGGCUUCGUCGCCGGUGUCAUUGUCGGACACAGUGUUGGUGUGUUUAGUGACCGCACCACAUCGCGUCUUGGACGACUUCGCCCGUACCUGAUUGUCGCCGGUAUCCUCAGUGUGGUCUGUUGGAUUGCUAUGGGCUACACUCGCGAUAUCGGUGACGCUCUUGGCGACCACGGAAACGGUACUGACGGCGAGACCGACCGUACGUGGACGUCGGUAUUCACAAUCAUUUUCUAUGCCUGGAUGGACAUCACUGUCAACAUGGUGCAGACCCCCGCUAUGCUUCUUAUUGCCGACUUUGCCGGCGACAGACAGACAACCGGAGCCGCUCUUGGACAGGCUUGGUCGACGCUUGGAGCCAUUGUCAUUGCUGUGUACAUCGAGAUCUUCGAAGCCGCUUACAAUACGCUGCACUGGUUCCUAGGUAUGCUUUCUACCCCGCUCGAUCCCAGCACAGUGGAAAAGGCGUCGGCCUGGGUUCAGGUCAAGGGAGCGCUCUACUCGAUAUACCGCGGCAUCAAGACGUUACCCGCUACGCUGAUCGUGUACUCUUUUGGCUUAUUCUUUGUGCUAUACGGCUUCACGGCAUACAACGGAAACAAGGGACAGUUUUUCGGCCUUGAAGUGUACGGCGGUACGGCUACCAACGCUGAUAAUUGUGACCCCUGCUCCGAAGCCCAAGACGCGUACAACGAGGGUGUCAGCCUUGCCGGUGGGACUGCUGAUCUUCUCUACAAUAUAGUAGGCUACGUCUACUCGUGGUGCAUUCCACUCUUGGUGAGCAAAUUCGGUCUCAAAUGGGUCCUCACGAUGUCGACUAUCCCGCAGAUGCUCCUUAUGGUCAUGGCGUGGGUCGACAACAAGGGAUUCGAUGUCUUCGUGGUUGCCAUCACGGGUAUGACCUCCUCGAUUUGGUUCUCCUGCAUCGUGCCGGUUGUCAUCCACGUGAUGGGCGAGGAUGUGGACAUCGGCAUGUACGUGGGGGCGUUGAACUCGGCCAACUGCUUUGGCCAGCCUUUCAACUACGCUAUUGGUGCUGCUAUCGUCAACUUCCUCUUUUGGCCACAAGUGGUAUGGUUCAUUUUCUUUGUGCAGAGUUCCUUACUACUUUAG